Molecule: messenger RNA, 1056 nt
Organism: Dovyalis caffra
Lineage: Eukaryota; Viridiplantae; Streptophyta; Magnoliopsida; Malpighiales; Salicaceae
Source: the annotation of a GenBank genome assembly
AUGCUCCUAUUCCUCCAUCCGGGCCUAGUACGGGUAGCUCGGAUUAUCCACCACCAUCUCCAAGGCUAUUGCUUAAGGGUUGGAACUUUGGAGAACUUCCUAAAAAUAUCCCUAUUCCUCCAUCUCGGGCCUAGUAGGGGCUCCUUUGAUUAUCCACCACCACCUCCCAACUCCUUGUUCAAGGGUUGGAAUUUUGGACAACUCCCUAAAUAUACCCUUAUUCCUCCAUCCGGACCUAGUACGGGUAGCUCGGAUUAUCCACCACCUCCUUCUACUUCUUUUCUCAAAGGUUGGAACUUUGGAGAACUUCCUAAAAAUAUCCCCAUUCCUCCAUCCGGGCCUAGUAGGGGCUCCUCGGAUUAUCCACCACCACCACCCCCACCUCCUUGUUUAAGAAUUGGAAUUUUGGACAACUCCCUAAAUAUACCCCUAUUCCUCCAUCCGGACCUAGUAGGGGAAGCUCGGAUUAUCCACCACCUCCUCCUACCUCUUUUCUCGAAGGUUGGAACUUUGGACAACUCCCUAAAUAUACCCCUAUUCCUCAAUCCGGACCUAGUACGGAUAGCUCGGAUUAUCCACCACCUCCUUCUACUUCUUUUCUCAACGGUUGGAACUUUGGAGAACUUCCUAAAAAUAUCCCCAUUCCUCCAUCCGGGCCUAGUAGGGGCUCCUCGGAUUAUCCACCACCUCCCACCUCCUUGUUUAAGAGUUGGAAUUUUGGACAAUUCCCUAAAUAUACCCCUAUUUUUCCAUCCGGACCUAGUAGGGGAAGCUCGGAUUAUCCACCACCUACUCCUACCUCUUUUCUCGAAGGUUGGAACUUUGGACAACUCCCUAAACAUAUCCCUAUUCCUCCAUCCGGACCUAGUAGGGGCUCCUCGGAUUAUCCACCACCACCACCUCCCACCUCCUUGUUUAAGGGUUGGAACUUUGGACAACUCCCUAAAUAUACCCCUAUUCCUCCAUCCUGGACCUAGUAGGGGCAACUCGGAUUAUCCACCACCACCUCCCACCUCAUUUCUUAUAGGUUGGAAUUUCGAACAACUCCCUAAAUAA